This is a messenger RNA of Symbiodinium sp. CCMP2592, 831 nucleotides long. The record is from the annotation of a GenBank genome assembly. Lineage: Eukaryota; Dinophyceae; Suessiales; Symbiodiniaceae.
AUGCAGCUUCCUUCAGUCGUGCUGUUAGUGAUGCUCCCACUGCUGGCUUCGGCAGGUUGCGACGACUCUAUGGAGCGCGACUUCAGGAGGGGCUGGUACACGACGGUAUGCAGCAAAAAGGUCAGUGCUCUGGAACUCGGUGCCACAGCUGUCGUGUGCGCAGCAGCUCCCCCCGCUUGCGUCCCGAUGGUUCUGGACAUGGCAAAAGACAUUGGAAUCGAAUUCGGCGCAGACCUUGCUUUGCAGCUGAUAGAAGACCACAAGGAAGGGACAUUGCCAGAUGGCAAAAGCGUGAAAGCGGCACUGCUGACAGAGACUCAGUGCAAGCACUGCCCCUUGGCAGGGUUGUGCACGGACUUGCCAAACCAGUACCGUGUCUGCUUGGCAUACAACAAAAUGCCAAAGUUCACGAUCGAUGAUCAGGGAGCCCCAUGGCAGUGCUACCUCAGCAGGUAUCCAGACUUGACGAAUGCCCUUGGAGCCACAAAUAUUGCAGAGGCAAGGAGGCAUUGGUUCGAGUUCGGCAAGGACGAAAAAAGAACUGUGACUUGCGACGGCGUCUGCAAUUGGGAGUGCUACCUCGACCGUUACGCCGAUUUGCAGAAGGCGUUUGGCAAAACAGGCUUUGAGCAAGCAGCCCAGCAUUGGUCCGAGUACGGUGAAAAAGAAGGCCGCAGCUGCCAGUGUGCACCAGGCACGGAGUGCCAGUGGCAGUGUUACUUGAACCGAUACGAAGACCUUCGCAAUGCGUUUGGGCCAGACAACAUUGCAUUUGCGCGUAAUCAUUACUACGAUUUCGGCAAGGCAGAAGGAAGGACCUGCCGCUGCUAG